Messenger RNA from Psammomys obesus (fat sand rat), 932 nucleotides. RefSeq names its product gastrin releasing peptide (gene Grp). Lineage: Eukaryota; Metazoa; Chordata; Mammalia; Rodentia; Muridae. Bases 184 to 627 code for a protein of 147 amino acids. Gene Ontology annotation, molecular function: neuropeptide hormone activity. The transcript has 3 exons. The record is from RefSeq and is a predicted model, not a curated record. Gene Ontology annotation, biological process: neuropeptide signaling pathway.
CCCAGCCCCUCCCGCGCAGGCUUCCUUUAUAUAAAGUCCGGGCCUCGUGGAGUCUGCAGCAGCGGCGCUCGCUCGAAGCGGCGGUAGCAGAGCUCCUUGGAGCUGUCCUCCUGUCGCUGCUGCUCCGCCGGGACAGCGCACUGUCAGCCUAGCCCAGAGCUCCGAGGGCUUUCCGCCGGGACCAUGCGAGGCUCCGAGCUCCCGCUCUUGCUGUUGGCACUGGUCCUCUGCCAGGCGCCCAGGGGGCCGGCUGCCCCAGUGUCGGCAGGUACAAGCGGAAGCACGGUCCUGGCCAAGAUGUACCCGCGCGGCAGCCACUGGGCUGUGGGACACUUAAUGGGGAAAAAGAGCACGGAUGAUUCCCAGUCCCUGUAUGGGUCUGACAGAGAUGGCCUGAAGGAGCAACUGAGGGGCUACAUGCGCUGGGAAGAAGCUGCACAGAAUUUGCUGGGUCUCCUGGAAGCCUUGGGUGACAGAAGCCCUCAGCCACUUCAGCACCCGCCUCGGGGUGAUCUCCAGCCUGCUUGGGAUCCCGAGGAUGGCAGCUACUUUAAUGAUGCUCAAAAUAGAAAGCUGGUGGACUCUCUGCUCCAGGUUCUCCAGGGGAAGGAAGAAACUGCCAGCUGAAGGGACAAUGACAAGGGCAGCUUCCAAGGAGCAAAACAAAACCCUUCAGAGACUGCAUUCUGCCAACAUCAAUUCUACUGGACCAUCAACAAGAUUUUCUUUUUGCAAUUUACUUUACUAUUCUUGUCUCUUUCAACCGUGACUAAAUUCAUGAUUUUCAAGCAGCAUCUUCCGGUUUGAACUUGUCUCUGUGAGCAACUACCUAGAAAGAGCUUUCCGAUGAAUGCUUUCUCCAGCUAGGCUUUUUGUUGAUUGGAUUCAGGGCUCCAAUCUGCUACAAUUCACAAUAAAAGCUUACUUAAUCA